GGGAAAACCAGCAUGAGAAUUGAAUCCAGCUGAAACCUUCAUAACGCUGUUUGAUGGAAGAGGAGCACGAGAACAUGACAGAACAAAGAGAUACAGUGGACGUGAUAAAGGACGCACGAAAAACUAACACUAAGAAAAAGGCCUUCACAUGCCAACAGUGUGGGAAGAGUUUUUCAAGUCAGAACUACCUUAGGGAACACAAUAGACUUCACACUGGACUUAACCUUUUCACGUGCCAAUAUUGUGAAAAGAGUUUUAUAAAUCGAAGUUUUCUCAAGGUACAUGUGAGAAUUCAUACCGGAGAGAAACCGUUCUCAUGCCAACAAUGUGGGAAGAGUUUUUCAAGUCGGAGCUCCCUUAAAAAACACAUGAAAAAUCACGAAGAGAAACUGUUCACGUGCCAACAGUGUGGGAAGAGUUUUGCACAUCAAAUUUACCUUAAGGCACACGAAAGACUGCACACAGGAGAGAAACCAUUCACGUGCCAUCAGUGUGGAAAGAGUUUUACAUGGCAAGUUUGUCUUAAAGAACACCAACUCUCUCAUAUUGAAGAGAAGUCAUUUAACUGCGAUCAAUGCAGUAAAAAGUAUGUGACGGCAUCAAAACUUAAAAGGCACAUGAAGAGCCACACAGAUGUGAAGCAUUACAUCUGCACUGUUUGUGGAAAGAGUUUUUUAUAUGACCUCUGUUUAAAAAUUCAUGAGGCAACACACACUAACACGCGAGCUUAUAUGUGCUUAGAGUGUGGCAAAGCGUUUUUAACACCAAGCUGUUUGAAAAGACACCGGAGAACUCACACUGGAGAGAAGCCUUACAAGUGUUCAGAUUGUGGAAAGAGUUUUGCCGUGUUAGGAAAUCUGAAAACGCACAUGAGAGUGCACACUGGAGAGAAACCUUACGAGUGUUCAGACUGUGGAACGAGUUUUGCUACACCGGGACAUCUGAAAGGACACAAAAAAAUUCACACCGGCGAGAAACCUCACAAGUGUUCAGAUUGCGGAAAGAGUUUUGCCAUCUUAGGAACUCUGAAAACGCACAUGAGAGUGCACACCGGAGAGAAACCAUACGAGUGUUCAGACUGUGGAAAGAGUUUUUCUACAACAACACAUCUAAAAAUACACAAAACAAAUCACACUGGAGAGAAACCUCACAAGUGCUCAGAUUGUGGAAAGAGUUUUGCCGUGUUAUGUAAUCUGAAAAGACACAUGAGCGUGCACACUAGAGAUAAACCAUUCCCUUGCCCCUCCUGUUGGAAGAGUUUCAGCUCAUCACGUUAUCUAACGACUCACAAAGAAAAACAACACGGUGAAACGGCGACUUAAACUCUUGGUGGGUGCAGUGUGAGAAAGUUGGAUAUCUAUAGGAGAGUCUUGCUAUUUUCAGUAGUAAAUGAGUUUUCAUUAUAUGGAAGUGUGUAUUCAACAAGCAAAUUUGGUCUUUUGUAACUAAGUGGUUAUGAACAUAUCCUUUAACUGUAUCUUUUAAUAGUUUUUAGUCAUUCUUAUAUUUCUUUUGAUAAUAAAUGACAUUUUAUUAUAACUGUCUUCCGUGUUUUGAUGAUCCAGUAAAGGUUCAACGCAAUCUCGUGGCAAUUCUUACGUAUUAUAUGAUAUUCAUUCGUACAUCCACACUCGUUUGUUUUUGUACGAUUUGCUUUUCCCCAUGCAGGGUUCCUACAGGGUUUGGAAAAGUAUGGAAUUUGAUUUGAGUAAUUUCCAGGUCUGGAAAAGUAUGGAAAAAAAUAAAUCGUUUUCUAAAUAUAAAAUUAAGAAUUUCUAAAUGUAUAUGAUAAAUAUA
This is a messenger RNA of Paramisgurnus dabryanus, 1797 nucleotides long. RefSeq lists its product as uncharacterized. Gene Ontology annotation, molecular function: DNA-binding transcription factor activity, RNA polymerase II-specific; RNA polymerase II transcription regulatory region sequence-specific DNA binding. NCBI's taxonomy places the organism in Eukaryota, Metazoa, Chordata, Actinopteri, Cypriniformes, Cobitidae. Gene Ontology annotation, biological process: regulation of transcription by RNA polymerase II. Gene Ontology annotation, cellular component: nucleus. The record is from RefSeq and is a predicted model, not a curated record.